Molecule: messenger RNA, 1927 nt
Organism: Capsicum annuum
Lineage: Eukaryota; Viridiplantae; Streptophyta; Magnoliopsida; Solanales; Solanaceae
Product: transcription termination factor MTERF2, chloroplastic
Exons: 2
Coding region: 275-1465 (396 amino acids)
Biological process (GO): regulation of DNA-templated transcription; chloroplast organization
Cellular component (GO): chloroplast
Molecular function (GO): double-stranded DNA binding
Source: RefSeq, a predicted model, not a curated record
UUUGGCCCAAUAAAUUUCGAACUAAUAAGCCCAAAACUUUAUCUAGUGGGUUUGAUAAGAGCAAAAUGGACUAACUCUCGUUCAUAUAUUUCACCGGCGAACUCCUCGGCGAUGUCCAUCUCCGGUUAACUUCUCGGUCCGACGAACUUCAACUGGAAGUGAAGUUGGAAAAAAGUAAGUGUAGCAUUGUUCAAAGUUUUUGUCGUAAAAUGGUCAUUCAUAUCCUCUUUUAGCUCUUUGUGGCCGUGGUCUGUGAACGGAUUGAGAAGUACUCAUGUUUGUCAUCCAACUACGCUCCCGUUGUUUAUCUACUCACUUACAUUAUCUUUACUCCCUACCUGCUGGUCCCAUUUCUUCUUUCAGUUUCUCAUUUUCAUCUCUACCUAAAGUCGUGACCAAAAAUUCUGCUCAAAAUGGAAACAAAGAAAACCAUGUUCUCGUUAACUACCUAAUAAACACCUUGGACUUUUCAAAACCUAGAGCCCUGGCAGUAUCCAAUCAUUGCCAUUCGGUUAGAAGUGUCGAAAAACCUGAAUUAGUUGUCCAUUUCUUCAAGUCCAUUGGAUUCACAUAUGUACAAAUCAAAUCCACUGUUAAUUCUGCCCCACAAAUCCUCAAUGCCGAUGUCGAAAAGACAAUCAAGCCAAAGAUUCAUCUAUUUCAAGAAUUGGGUAUCACUGGUUCUGAUCUGUGUAAGCUUAUUUCCACACAUGCGAACUUGUUAACACGUAGUGUGGAGAAAGCUAUAAAGCCUUCCAUUGAAGUUCUCAACAAAGUCCUUGUAAAUGGUACUGAAAAUGGCGAUUUGUUUCGGGUUCUACAUAGGUCUGGUUGGGUUAUUCAGAAAUCACCUCACUUGAGACUGAUUCCUAAUAUUUUAUAUCUAGAGAGCAUUGGAGUUGUUGGGUUUCGACUAUCAUCACUUUUGAAGAAUCAACCUUGUCUUCUUGCUUUGCCUCAAUCUGAGCUUAAAAAGCGUGUUUCUAAACUUCUAGAUAUUGGGUUUUAUACUGAUUCAAGAAUGUUUCUACAUGGGCUUUAUACUCUAGGUAGUAUUACCCAUGAGACUUUUUUGAGAAAAUUGCAAUUGUUUCAAAGUUUUGGUUUCUCCGAGAAUAAGUGCAUGGAAAUGUUUAGGAUUGCACCAAGUUUAUUCCGAACUUCCGAGAAGAAAAUAAGACUCGGACUAGAGUUCUUCUUGGGAACAGUGAAGUUAACGGAGUCAACUUUAGUACAACAUCCUUCACUUUUGAUGUUUAGCAUGGAGAAGAGAGUGAUUCCCAGAUAUAAAGUUCUUCAGCUGAUAAAGUCAAAAAAGCUUGUGAAGAAAGAACCGAGUUUUUAUUCUGCAAUAUGUUUCCGGGAGCAUGUGUUCUUGGAAAAGUAUGUGUUAAGGUUUCCAGAAUCUGCAGAGGAAUUAUUGAUGGCCUACAAGGUCCAUUCUCUAGAUGUAGGAGAAGAAUAAACAUGUUCCUUGAGAAUUAAGCCGCAUUCUAUCUUUUUCAAAGUAAAAUAUGUUGGUGAUCUUACUAGGCUUCAAGAUGCCCUAUGAUUUGCAAAAAUGUCAUGCUAGUGUGAGCUCUCUUCGUUCGGUGCUGCUAUUACUACAUCCAUCUAUUUUUCUGACGACCUCUUCAGCGAUAUCUAUCUCAGUCGAAAUUUAGUAGAAAGUUUACUCAUGGUCUCUUUUGCUUUCUUCCGUGGGAUUCCUACUUUGUGUUUCUAGUGCAAAGUUUUAAUGAUGUAGCGCGGAUAAUGAACUGAAGUGUAUGCUGCUCUGUGUUUUGUUUCAGCAAUUUAUUUGCAUUCUCUUAUGAAUUAUAUGUGAUAUUCCAUUUUUCUUCUUUUCAUUAUUGCAAAGUUUCUGUUAAUUUAUACGAGAAUUAGAAAAAAAAUAUGAAUGUCGUCAAAGAUUAUAUUUUUAUCA